AUGAACGAAUGGCUAUCGUUGCCUGUGGUCAAAGUGCUCAGCGAAGACAUGAAGAACAGAGUAUCGAUCUGGUGUCAACAGCACAACCGGGGAUGGCUCGAUGCAAUCCGGGACGCCGAAGAUGACUUGAAGGAGUACCAGUAUACCUCUCGCAUCCAAGAGUCCACUGAUACGAUACCCGAGAUCAUUCAAAGCCGCCUUGAAGAAACCCUGGACAGAUUCAGGCAAGAGAUUCUGCAGGAACAGCGAGAAACCACAGCCAAAAUGAUGGCCAAGAUGGAUAGUUUGCAGCUUUCAGAGCAAACUUCUCCGCCUGCCAAACGCCGCCGAAUGAGCACCAGAAACAUCCCAAAGAACGCGAGCCUGCAGAAGAUUGACGAGGGUUUGCGCUAUCUUCUUGGUGAAGAUAGCGAACUUGUACAAUGUUUCCGCGAGCAUGCGGUGAACAUUGACCCCAAGUUUACCACUCUGGUAGAGCCCAGUGCGAAGAGAUUUUGGACAAAAGGGCAACUGGAGAACUUCCAAAAGGAGACACGGGAGUUGGGACUUGGUGCUGUGGAAUACAAGCUUCUCGACCGAAUUUUCCAGGAAAUGGAAGAGGGUGAUCUGAGCAUGACGAACAUUGCCGCAUUAUCUCUCCAACUGACAUCUCGGGAGCAAUAUGGAACCCUCAAAGCGAAGUUCCGAUUUUUCUGUGUCUCCGACAGAGAACAGGAAGAGUGCUAG
Fusarium graminearum PH-1 is the source of this 726-nucleotide messenger RNA. RefSeq lists its product as uncharacterized. The transcript has a single exon. The record is from RefSeq and is a predicted model, not a curated record. Bases 1 to 726 code for a protein of 241 amino acids. Lineage: Eukaryota; Fungi; Ascomycota; Sordariomycetes; Hypocreales; Nectriaceae.